This is a messenger RNA of Penicillium angulare, 657 nucleotides long. RefSeq lists its product as uncharacterized. The coding region runs from base 1 to 657 and encodes 218 amino acids. The transcript has 3 exons. The record is from RefSeq and is a predicted model, not a curated record. Lineage: Eukaryota; Fungi; Ascomycota; Eurotiomycetes; Eurotiales; Aspergillaceae.
AUGAUUCAAGAUGCUGCCGCCAUUGCUAGACGGAACAGAUCUUAUCCUGGUGACUUUGGUAUGCACCAGAUUGCUUGGUUGCCUGAUGGAGAAGCAUACAUUCACACCCUACACCCUGCGAUCAAAAGUAGUCGCAUGAGCUAUACUGUUAUCGGGUGCGGAGAGUUCUACGACGCGGCUGAAAAGCCACUUAUGUGCCCGUGGCUGGGGAAAGAUAAAUCCACAAACAAAGUUGUCGUCGGAAACCCAGACGCAAAGACGGGCAUCUCUUCUCGAGUGGACGUUGCGAAAUUCGUCGUUGCGACGCUCCGUCACCCCGAGAUAUCAGAAAACAGAAUUCUAGGUUUCCACAGCGACCAUAUCUCACAUAGAGAAAUGGCACAUAUCCUAGAGAACAACAUAGGAAAGCCCGUCAAGCUAAACAUGAUCUCAAUGCAAGAGAUGCAGGAUAUUCUGAAAAACCCCCCAUCUGCGCCGCAGGAGGGGCAGCACGGAAAUACCUUCCCAGGCAACUUUUUAAUGACGGUGCGAUAUCUUCAAGGCCAUGGCAUGUUUUGGAGACCGUCCGGCAUGCUGCAUAAUGAUCUGUUCCCUGAAGUGAAGACUGUAUGUUUCAAUGAAUACAUGAAGAAUCUUACUUCCGAUCGCGACAAGUGA